Messenger RNA from Emericellopsis atlantica, 2087 nucleotides. RefSeq lists its product as uncharacterized. The transcript has 2 exons. Gene Ontology annotation, molecular function: protein binding. The record is from RefSeq and is a predicted model, not a curated record. Bases 119 to 1786 code for a protein of 555 amino acids. NCBI's taxonomy places the organism in Eukaryota, Fungi, Ascomycota, Sordariomycetes, Hypocreales, Bionectriaceae.
AACCAUUGUGAACAGGACACUUCCUCUGGGCAGGUCCCAAAGGCUGCUGCUUGCCUCGGAUUCAACGUGAUCCAGCCACUCGCUCAUUUCUUUCGUCUCACUGGACGAACCCUUUGCCAUGGAGGGCCACCGCCACGCAAUGGAAUCGAUCCAGACCACCGAGUUUGGUUCAAAACGGUUCCACGACAAGAUUGAGCAGCAGCAACAACAACACCAACAGCAACAGCAACGUCAUCAUCAGCAUCAUGAGACGCAGCAUGAUACCGACUCUUUCGCGUCAGGAUCCAAGUUCAUCCUACCUUUGCGCGAGUCUAGGGCCGAGGUCGAUCCUAUCAAACCGGAGAGGCGCGAGAAGAGAGUGUUUCCUAAUCUGAGGCACAAGUUCUCGUUUCUUCACCAUGGGAAACCGACACAUCCAACAGUCGACGUCCCACCGGUGCCACAAAUAGCGCAAAUACCAACAUCAUCUUCGGAGUUCCGCGAGUCGACAGAGUCAGGGCGACAGAGGGUUCGACUGGAUGAACUAUUCGUGCGUUUGCCAAACGAACUACAAAUACAGGUUAUCGCCAACCUCUCUCUUCCCGAUAUACUCAACCUACGCCUGUCUUCCAAAUCAUGGCACUCACUUAUCACAGCCCACGAGGGCCCCAUCGUGCGACACCACUUACUACACACCAUCCCCGCCUACGCACGUCGGCUAUAUCCGGUCAAAGACAAUACGGAAUUCAACUUCCACUAUCUUUGUGGCCUGUGGCAUCGAUUACAUGUCGCCGCCAAAUUAGCCUACAUGAUGAGCGAAUGGAUAACAAAGGACAUUUUCCUGCGACAAACAGAUGCACAGCGCCUCGCAUUCUCGGCACAAAACGAACGUAUGCGGCGGCGCCUGAUACCUCUGCUGUUCACAAUCUUCCACUUCUUCGAGACGUAUCGCAAAUUGCACCUCAAGUAUGUGCAGGAGCACGGUCACGGGCUGAAGAUGGGCGCGCACACGUUCAACCCCAUUGAGAAGGAAAUCAUGGACAUGUACGACGACGAGACCCUUUUGCGGGUGCAUGAAGUGUUCCCGCUGGUCAUAUCCUCUUUCUGCCGCCGACUGCGACCACCUACCUAUGUCGGACGUGUUGAACGAUCGCUGCGUGGUUACGUGCGAGAGAAGCCAUCUGACGAUGUCCAUUCGGCAAUCCUUUGCAUUGGCGGACUGCGCGAGGUCGAACGGCUCUGGGAGAUCAAAGGGUACAACAAGCGUCGAACAGCGGUCGAUACCUGGUUCGGCUCGUUAACCAAGGAUGCACUUUCAUCCGAGAACCCAGCAUCCCCUGAGCAACCCGUCAAGACGCGACGAGGCUUGUUCGGUCGUAAAAAGUCAACUAGUGGCGAAAGCCGCGAAGGUACCCGCGAGCACCAUCGUUCCUCGUUCAGCAGCCUACACCGCACGCGGAGUGCCUCGGGGUCGAUUGACAACGGGUGGACGUUUGAUUCUAACUGGAUCUUCAACACUUCACUCUCCGCCGGCGUGCCAAUGGGCUCGCUCAGCCGCGAGCAAGCCCAGACCAUACUGGACGACCUGCCUGUUUUGCAGAGCAUCUGGAUGCCCACAGCCGAGGCUCUCAUUCUCCAGCGCAAAGUUGUCGGCAGGCCACAAGAUAUUCGGCGCAACCAGCAGGUCAUGCUCGACCUCAUCCGUGAGGAGGGGCUCGAUAGCAUGGACGAGUGGUGCUAUGGACGCAAACUACACGACUCGGUGAAACCACCACCAACGACCGCUGGCGACGACGAGGCCGACUGAAGCGGGGGUUCAUCACCCCUGACGAUCAUUACUAUCCAUCUACUUUUUCAUAAGCUGUUUGCGUGCAUAAACGAGGAAGGAAAAGGGCAUUUGGCAAGGCGUUUACCGGGUAUUAUCGUGCUUUACGGCGAGCAGGUCGUGACAGUCGACGUCACCACUAUUAUCAUCACACUUUCUUUUCCUUUUUUUGUCUCUUUUGAGGUCAACGCCAUGUUUGGGAUGGCCAUUGUUAUGUUAUGAGGACAGGAUAGAUACCGCGUGGGCGGAUGCAUAGGUCGGCUACGUGUGAUUUCAUAGCGAG